Messenger RNA from Volvox carteri f. nagariensis, 327 nucleotides. RefSeq lists its product as uncharacterized. NCBI's taxonomy places the organism in Eukaryota, Viridiplantae, Chlorophyta, Chlorophyceae, Chlamydomonadales, Volvocaceae. The record is from RefSeq and is a predicted model, not a curated record. The transcript has 4 exons. The annotation marks the transcript as partial.
AUGAAUUUGGGCAACAGCCAGACCUGGACAGCCAUCGAGCCAUCGCUUGGAGCUAGAGCUAUAGUCACCGACUUCUUCGAAAUAAUCCAACACAGCACUAGGCUUAGGUCCCGGUUUAGCGCGUUUUGCUUCGCGCACGUUUUCCAUUUCGCGGGUUGUUAUUACAACAAGAGCCCCCUUUUCGAGAUCUUCCUCUCCGUGUCUGCCUCCAUCUUGAGCGCUACGUCCGCGUCCAGCUGCAUCUCGUGCAGCGAUUCCGGGGAGGGGGGGCAUCAGGAUGAAGUUGAAAUGGCCUACUCCGCCCACCUAGUGGUGGCGAAACGUUCG